AUGCAUCGAAGAAAGAGGACGAGGACGACGACAAGGCGGGCGUGGGGAUACGAGUGCACCUUCUGCAAGCGCGGCUUCACCAACGCGCAAGCCCUAGGCGGCCACAUGAACAUCCACAGGAAAGACAAGGCUAAGGCCAAGGCCAACCACAAGAAUCAAUCACUCGAUAUGUGGAAAGAGAAUCACUUGAAUUCGAGGUUUGUAUCAGUGAAUGAUCAUCACCAGCAAAUGUUAAGAUAUCAGAUGUGCUUGCCCUCAUCAAACCCUAGUUUCCAAAUUGGGAAUUACUUGCCUUUCCAUCGUUUCAGAGAAGGAGGGGUCGAGAAUGAAGUGGAUUUGGAGCUCCGCCUCGGCCUCGGCCACGACCCCUGA
Molecule: messenger RNA, 372 nt
Organism: Salvia splendens (bonfire salvia)
Lineage: Eukaryota; Viridiplantae; Streptophyta; Magnoliopsida; Lamiales; Lamiaceae
Product: transcriptional regulator SUPERMAN
Exons: 1
Coding region: 1-372 (123 amino acids)
Source: RefSeq, a predicted model, not a curated record